ACUUGCCAAUCAAACAAUGUCCUUGGGUGAUCGUAGCCCUGGUCAAAUCUGUGCUCAACUGAAGCCAGAGCGCAUCAUGCAUGACGAGAAUGUCUUCUACGGUGCAAUGAUCGUGGUGAAGCUGGGGAAGACGCAGCGCGAAGCCCAUGUCCAUCGAGGACUGCUUCGGUCUCGGUCACCGUAUUUCCACAGCAUUCUUGAAGACCGCCAUGCCAAGACGUCGAGGAUAACUCUUUAUGACGUAGAGGCAGAUGUAUUCUUCGCUUUCCUUUCGUGGCUCUACGCAGAUUGCUUCGUUCCGCCGCGGCGCGAUGACUGGCUGAGUCUGUGCAAACUAUGGCUCGCCGCCGAGAGAUUCCAGGUUCCAGCACUGCAAAAUAAAGUCUUCGAAGUAUUCAGUUGCCGUCUAUAUCAGAGAGAAGUCGAUGGGCUGGACCUCGAGAUAUUCCAUUAUGUAUACGACAACACCGGACCAGGAUCGAUGCUUCGGAAAGUCUUCGCUCACAUUGCCUUGUCGUAUGGGAGGCAAGAUGCGUUUGCGCAGAUGAGGAAAGAUAUGCCGCCAGUAUUCCAUGCAGACUAUGCAGCGCAGCACGCCGACCGGGCACAGAAGUGGGAGGAACAGAUUACAAUUGAUGACUGGGACCUUACUGGGUUCCUCCUUCCAGAACUGGUUGUUACGAAAGGCGAGAAUUCAGCAGCAGUCAAGACAGAUACAGAGCAAGAUUGCAGAAACCGGGACAGACAUGAUGGUCCCAUGGAUGAGAGAGACAUCAAAAGAAAGAGGACGAGGGAGUAGUUAUUCUUGUGUCAUCCAGAACGAUAUGUCUAUCGAUGGAAAUCUAGCUGGGUGGAUCAGAGCGCAGACAAUUGUACCAGAACUUGAAGGCAUUUCCGGCGAAGAAAGAGGAUAUCGUUUAGGGUUCCGCAGCAUUUCGUAGUUUCGCAAGUUGUCUCGCCAACUCUCUGAGCUUCACUUCUA
Parastagonospora nodorum SN15 is the source of this 982-nucleotide messenger RNA. RefSeq lists its product as hypothetical. The record is from RefSeq and is a predicted model, not a curated record. Bases 17 to 799 code for a protein of 260 amino acids. Lineage: Eukaryota; Fungi; Ascomycota; Dothideomycetes; Pleosporales; Phaeosphaeriaceae. Gene Ontology annotation, molecular function: protein binding. The transcript has 3 exons.